Messenger RNA from Chrysemys picta bellii (western painted turtle), 1460 nucleotides. RefSeq names its product olfactory receptor 51G2-like. Gene Ontology annotation, biological process: G protein-coupled receptor signaling pathway. Lineage: Eukaryota; Metazoa; Chordata; Testudines; Emydidae. Gene Ontology annotation, cellular component: plasma membrane. Gene Ontology annotation, molecular function: olfactory receptor activity; G protein-coupled receptor activity. The record is from RefSeq and is a predicted model, not a curated record.
UGCCUGGGGACAAGAUGCAGGUCCUGUGAGGAUGAAGAGAAGGCUGUAGGACAAUCGGAAUAUCUGGAUUCCAUCAACAUUGGCCAGGCAAAGCAUUUCAUCUCCUCUUGGUGGGAUUCUUGGGGAUCAAAGUGUAUCCGGGUGAGCAUUUGGAAAUAAAGUUCAAAAUUCCUCAGACCUGUCCAUUACAUUAUGUCAGCUGUCAAUGAUACCAAAUUCAAAGCGUUCCUUCUCACCGGGAUACCUGGGCAGGAAGACAUCCAUCCCUGGAUUUCUAUCCCCUUCUGCCUAAUGUAUGUUAUUUCGAUAGUAGGAAAUUCAGUCAUUCUGUUCAUUAUAAAAACAGAUCCAAGCCUCCAUGAGCCCAUGUACAUUUUCCUUUCCAUGUUGGCCAUCACAGACCUUGGCAUAUCGAUAGUCACAAUACCGACGACACUGGGCAUAUUCUGGUUUAAUUCUAGGGAGAUCAGCCUCGAUGCCUGUUUUGCCCAGCUGUUCUUCAUCCACUCACUUCAAUGCAUUGAAUCCUCCAUGCUCUUGUUGAUGGCCUUUGACCGUUUUCUUGCAAUCCGUGACCCUCUGAGAUAUGCCUCCAUCUUAACCUUGCCGAGAAUAGCCAAGAUGGGACUGGUGUUUGUGCUAAGAGGGGUGGCCAUAAUACUCCCACUCCCCCUUCUCCUGAAACGGUUCAGGUACUGUCGAGCCAAUGUCCUGUCCCAUUCCUACUGCGUGCACCAGGACGUCAUGAAGAUGGCUUGUUCAGAUAUCUCAAUCAACAGCAUCUAUGGCUUGUUUACUACACUCUUAACGGUGGGGUUGGACUCACUGGUCAUAUUCCUCUCUUAUGUGAUGAUCCUCAAAACAGUGCUGAGCAUCGCAUCCACUGCGGAGUAUGUCAGGGCCCUGAACACCUGCGUCUCCCACCUCUGCGCAGUCCUCCUCUUCUACACGCCAAUGAUCGGCCUGUCUGUGAUACACAGAUUCGGGAAGGGCUCUCCUCCCUUGCUUCAGAUUCUCCUGGGCUACAUCUACCUGCUGGUUCCACCCCUGAUGAACCCAAUUGUGUACAGUGUGAAGAGCAAACACCUUCGUGCGAGGAUAAUCAGAGUGUUCAUCAAGUGAAGGGUCAAUUCAUCACUGGCUGCAACACUGGUGAUGUGGUAGCCGAAAAACACGGGCCAUCUAUUCCAUCCUGGACCUUACAACUGAGAUGACAUGAGCUACUGAUCUGCACUGUGUAGAGAGAGGUUCAGUUGGGGUCUAAGGCCUGGAGCAAUGGAAGAUGGGCUGGUGAGAGAGGACAGCGAACUGCGGGAAGAAGACCAAAGCAGGCAGCAGCAUUUACAAAGUGACUGUGUUCAUGGAGAGCUGGGGGACCGGUGGAAUGUUGGCCCAUAAAUUGCCACUUCAGUGGCUGCUCCGACCUCAGUAUUCCUUUUGAUACAGUCAAUAAAGUAAAC